Halichondria panicea is the source of this 883-nucleotide messenger RNA. RefSeq names its product START domain-containing protein 10-like. NCBI's taxonomy places the organism in Eukaryota, Metazoa, Porifera, Demospongiae, Suberitida, Halichondriidae. The record is from RefSeq and is a predicted model, not a curated record. The transcript is spliced from 6 exons. Gene Ontology annotation, molecular function: lipid binding. The coding region runs from base 97 to 756 and encodes 219 amino acids.
GAUUUAUUGACAUUUUUAUGGUUGAUCAAAGGUGUAGUGUACAGUGAAUUCUGACCAGCUACUGAUAUAAUUUAUAUUGACUGCUCACUAGCUGGCAUGGCUACUGAUGAUGAUGACUACAAUCCCUUCUCAGAGGAAGACCUCCAGAAAAUACUGCAUGAGGAGAAGGAGAGCAGUCGUGAGGAAGGGUGGAAGUUUCUGAGGAAGAAUGACCUUUGUGAAAUAUGGUGGAAGAAUGAAGAAGACACACCAGUGCAUCUCAUCAAGGGAUUCCUCUCCUUUCCUGGCAUACCUCCAGACAAAAUUGUUGAGCUUCUUCAUGACUUGGAGAGACGCAAAGAGUGGGACACAGCCUUUUCUAGCAUCGAUCUCGUGGAAACACACAAGCACUACAGGGUGGUCUACUGGCUGGCCAAGAUGCCGAUUGGUGUGACCAACAGAGACCUUGUCCAGCACAUAGGUAUGAGGAGAGAUGAGGCUGCUAACAUGACCUACUUUCUCUACAAGAAUGCCACUCAUGAGAAGUACCCCGCUGGAGAUACCGGGACCAUCAGGGCUGAAACUAUUCUCUCUGGUGUGAUUGUACGGCCUGACCCCAGCGACUCUAACUCCACCAAGAUGUCAAUUCUGCUACAGACGGACAUGAAGGGAUUGAUCCCUCAUUUGAUUUCCAAUGCUUUUGCUUCCCAUGCUCCUGGGAGGUGGAGGGACAGUCUAGAGAAGCACUGUCACGAGCAUUAUGUUGGAAAAAACUAAGGGAAUCUGGGCGAAUAAUAAUGCCACCCAGGAGACAAUAAUUCAUGGACUAAUUUUUAUUGAUAAUUUUUUGCAAUCAUGCAUAUCUUCUGUACUGUAUAGACCGUUGCUUCAUUUGAAUGGUUAA